Molecule: messenger RNA, 2756 nt
Organism: Lucilia cuprina (Australian sheep blowfly)
Lineage: Eukaryota; Metazoa; Arthropoda; Insecta; Diptera; Calliphoridae
Gene: galene
Exons: 7
Coding region: 153-2522 (789 amino acids)
Biological process (GO): potassium ion transmembrane transport; stabilization of membrane potential
Cellular component (GO): membrane
Molecular function (GO): potassium ion leak channel activity
Source: RefSeq, a predicted model, not a curated record
AAAUUAAAAAUAAAUUUAAUACAAUAACAACAACUACAGCAAUACAACAAUAAAAAAUAUUUGUCAUCAUCACCAUUAAUAACAAACGCGAUCAACAUCAUUAUCAUCAUCAUCGUUGUUGUGAUCGAUAGCAAUAUCGACCGACGUAAACGAUGUCAGGUCGUCGUGCUCAAUCGUUGCCGGCCCAUAUGCUCGAACCGGCAAAACCAGAGCGUGGUCGAUGCGUCACAGCCAUCUGUUUUUCGUGGAAAGUAAUCACUUGUAUUGUUUCGCACGUGACAUUGGUUUUGUUGGUGGUUUCUUAUUGUGUUGGCGGUGCUUAUUUAUUUCAACAUUUGGAGCGGCCCCAUGAAAUUGAGGUUAAAAAAGGCAUACAUAACUUACGACUAAAUCUAACCGAUAAAAUCUGGAAUCAUUCCGUUAAUCUAAGCGUUUUAAACGAUGUAACCUGGACUAAUGAGGUUAAGGACGAUUUACAAUUGUUUGAGAAACAAAUACUAACAGCGAUAAAAACUAAUGGCUGGGAUGGCGAUGAAGAUGUUACAAAAUCACAAUGGACAUUUGCUGGAUCAUUAUUUUAUUCGAUUAUAGUUAUAACAACCAUUGGUUAUGGACACAUUUCACCACGUACAGAUUGGGGUAAAGUUACAACAAUAUUUUAUGCCAUCGUUGGUAUACCACUUAUGCUUCUAUGUCUUUCCAAUAUUGGUGAUGUUAUGGCCACUUCGUUUCGUUUCAUAUAUUGGCGGGUUUGUUGUUAUGUUUGUACACGAACGUCGAAAAAAUCACGUGCUAGAACGCGACAACGUUCCGUCAAAGGUCAUCGUUAUUCAUCACGUUCUCAGCCGCCUCCUUUUCGCAGAUCAAUUAAAAUGUCACAGAGAUCAGGGCAUGGUGAUAAUAUGGGAGGUGGUCUGCAGCAUGCAUACUCUGAUCCAGAGUUGAGAAGCGCUGGCCGAAAUGAUUAUGAUCGUGAUUUUGAAUAUGAACGUCCAACAGAUCGCCGCAUGCAUAGAGCUGAUGGUCGGGGUGGAGGUGAUCGUCGACGUGAAAGGGAACGUGAACAUUUAAUGAAUAUGGCACCACCACCAACCAGAGGUAGUAGUCGUUAUUUGCCACCAUAUGAAGACGCGCACUAUUUUCCCGAAGAAGGUCCUUCCUAUACACAAACCCUUAAUAGGGGAGCACGUUUCAGUAGUCGUCAAAGGAAUCGUGAACGUAUGCGUGAUCGUCAUACUGUGGAAAGAGAACGUCAUUUAAGUAGAUCAAAACAGCAGUUUGAUUCUAUGGAAGAGCUAGACGAUUUGCCGCCUACUAAAAGAGCCAUGAGUGUGCGUUCGGUAAGAACACCAAAUCUUAGAAGAGAUGAAAUUUCUCGAGAAAGUCGUGAAAUUAGAGAAUUAAAUCGUUUAAAUUCACAUCACAAUAUGCCCAGAGGUAAAUCCAUGCCAAACUCAAAUGCUCGAACAAGAGCAAAAUCCGUCGAUCCACGUCUAACGGCUGCCCAGUUUGAAGAAGUAGAUGAGGAGGUUGUACGCAAAACUCCCAUCAUAUCAAAUCGUUAUGCCAUUGUUGAAAUGGAACAUCGUGAGUCGAGAAAUAAAUCGUAUUUAAGAAGUCAAUCUAUGCCCAGAUCUGCUAUGCACAAAAACAAUUUAAAUCAUGCACCACACUCCAGACACUACGACGAUGAUAUGACCAAUCAUGUUAACAAUCACCAGGGAAAUCAACGUCAUCAACAGCCUAGAAGAGGCAGUUUAGGUAGACAGACCUCAUUGGGACCGCCAGUAACAAAUUCACGAUACGGCAAUCAUUUAGAACUGCCCGAGUUAAGCAAUCAUCGUGGGCAACGCAUGAAAAGAGGUGUUUCUCCCAGACGUCAUGACAUCUAUGAGGAAGAUUAUGAUGAGUCAUUCUUAGAGGAACCAGAAGAGCAUAUACAUAUGAGUCGCAGAGGUAGGGAUUAUGAUGAUAUGGAAUAUUAUUCACCCAGAUCAUCGAGUCAUCGUAAGAGAAGUCCUCGUAAGGAAAAACAAGAACGUUUGCCGCCCUCACCACGCAUUAUGUCACCCAUGGGCUUUGCGGUUAAAAGACAAGUACGAAGACGUCCUAGUUUCGAUUAUGAGGAUGAUUCCCAAUAUGGCGAUGAAUGGAGUGAUUAUUAUGGUGAUAUAUCACCCAAAGAUCGUCCUGUGCCUAUAUGGCUAUGUGUUUUUCUUGUUAUCAGUUAUAUAUUGGGCGGAGCAGCUUUAUUUGCCUACUGGGAAGAGUGGUCUUUUCUAGAUUCAGCCUACUUUUGUUUUAUAACUUUAACAACAAUAGGUUUUGGUGAUUUUGUACCCGCUAAAGGUGUCAAAGAUGAAUCAGAACAAUCUAUAGCGUAUUGUUCGUUAUAUUUACUCUUUGGCAUAGCUUUAUUAGCCAUGAGUUUUAAUUUAGUACAAGAGGAGUUUAUAGCAAAUGUUAAAGAAGUAGCCAGACGUUUGGGUAUUUUAAAAGAUGAAGAUGAUGAAGAGGAAUAAAAGGACACCAAAUAUAGUUAUAGAUUUUUUUUUUUGUUUUUGUUAAUUUAUUUAUGUGUAUUAAAAUAUGUAUUUAUUCAGCUUUUAUUUACAACUAUAUAUGUACAUCAAGCAUUUAAAGAAACAAAACUUAGUUUGAACUUGAAAAGAACAUAUAAAGAGAAAAAUUUGUAUUUUUUUCCAUAAAGAUACAGUUUUUUUUUUUAAAGUGCAAUAAAAUUAAAAAUAAAACAA